AACUCUGCCUGCCAUAUAGGUUUUUUUUCUCUUCACACAAAGCCUAUAACAAUUAUAUUGUAGUGUCGUGGGGUUGAAGUUUGAAAUCGAUGAACACAUAAUCCAAGAAAUUCCUUGACCAAGUUUUAGAUUCUGGUUUUGCUUCAUCUUUCACAACACGUAAGUUCUCCUGCUUCAACCAGUUUUCGUGGAGGAUAAAUGAGGAAAAAGAAAAAGAAAAAGAAAAGGAAAUUGCUUAUUUUUCUGAACUUUGCUACAGAUAAAGAUCUUCGUGUCUCUUAUACCAUUCGUUUAUGUUAAUUAUCCAAAUAAUUGACGAAAGGGUUUCUGUUUUUUGUUUUGGAUUACUUGUUUUUCUUGAUAAGUACUUAGUUAACGUAAUUGCAAACAGAAGAUAGCAGAGGAAAUCCAACAGCUGGUCCAGUGAGGUUGAUUGAUGAUCAGUAUGGAUUUAAAAGGUAUAACCUGGGUGGGGCAUGUAUAUGAGAAAUUUGAAGCCAUGUGCCUAGAGGUGGAAGAAGUUAUGUACCAGGACACAGUUAAAUAUGUUGAGAAUCGGGUGCAGACUGUAGGUGCUAGUGUCAAAAAGUUCUACUCCGGUAUGAUGCAAGAUGUGAUGCAGGAUUUGCUUCUUCCAUCUUCUUUUGAGCCCAUGAAAGCAGUGGCAGCCUCUGACUUGCCAGUAGAGAUAUAUGCUGAGACAUUAAAAAAGCCUAAUGUAGGUUUAAAGGAGGAUGCCAUACAGGGUGAUAGCGAGCAGUUGACUGAAGAUUCAGAAGUAAUUGCUGAUGUUAAUGAAAAUGCUGCCCAUGUGCCUUCGUCCUGCCAGCUUCACAUGGUUGAUAACAUAUUUGAAUCCUGCUCUGGGAGUUUUGUGGAAAGAGCAUCCUCUGACUUGCUUUCUGGGGAGCAUAAUAACAGGUGUACACUUAAUAAGACAAAUGUUGAGCAUUUACUUCCAGCUGAGACAUCUUCUGAAGCUGGUUGUGUGGAGAAUGAGUUUGGCAGGAUGUCAUCAUUUUGUGGGAAUGCUAAUGCAAAUCAUGAAGUGUCUUGUCACCAGAUACCCGCAACAUUAACCCCAGUUUCAGUUGAAGAAGAUGAUUGUGACUCCAUAGAAGAAAGUUCUAAUGAAAUCAAAAGUGCAAGUGACUCUGUACCUGAAAUUUUACCUGAUGGUUUACACUUGGUUGGGAUAGUUGAGAAAAACGAAAUGGAGAUGAGAUGUUCAUCCUCUAUUAUUGAAUCAGAAGAAUCAAAUGGAAAAUUAAACUGGACCAAGGAUGCCUCAGGGAGCAGUACUGUUGGUAGAAAGGAAAUUGAAACUGUUCAACAAUUAGAUAAAAUACGAGUUGAUGAAAGUUGUUUCCUGGUGAAUGGAGCUGAACUUCAUUUUCAUCCUCAGAGGGAAGGCAAACACAAAACUUACCAGAGAAAGAUUCGUGAUGCAAUUUCUUCAAGGAUGAGGUCAGCAAGGAAAAAGGAAUACGAACAACUUCCUCUAUGGUAUGGAGAUGAUGUAAAAUCUGAUCAAGACUCUGAGGGGAGUUCAACGUCAGCUCUAAUAAGAGAGGAUACAAGGAGAACACUUAAUCAUGAUGUCCUGGAUUCUGAGUGGGAGCUUCUCUAGGUGGAGGAUGGCAGCUUUAUGUACAUAAUCAAAUUAACCUCGAGGUUAUUUCCAUCCCUCCCUGCUGAAGUGUUGAUGAAUUAAGUGAGAUGCUGGACUUGAUGCUAAUGGUGCCCAACUUACACUAUUGAAGUAAGAUUUAUGAUACUGUGGCUGUAGGGCAAAAAAUGAAAAGGAAAAGGAAACACCGUUUCCAGUUACGAUCUAAAUAAUUAGUAUACAAAAGUUAUUAGCAGACCUAGUCCCCCUGUUUGCGGAGACAGAGACAGAGGUUCAAUACAGUACGGUAUGUUAAAAUUUCAGCAAUCUGUAAGCCAUCUAAAAGUUUAUUCAUCAAUAUGUAAAUAUGUUUAUUAUGUAUGAGUCCUCAAUGGUCGUAACUAUGCUGUCCUUUUGAACUGCUCAAAUUACGCUUACUUCUCACAUGGUAUUAGCAAUGCAAAAACAUGUCUGGAUUGGCCUGA
This is a messenger RNA of Theobroma cacao (cacao), 2094 nucleotides long. RefSeq lists its product as uncharacterized. Gene Ontology annotation, cellular component: phagophore; autophagosome. The record is from RefSeq and is a predicted model, not a curated record. Gene Ontology annotation, biological process: response to stress. Lineage: Eukaryota; Viridiplantae; Streptophyta; Magnoliopsida; Malvales; Malvaceae.